AUGCAGGUGUGUAUAUCUCACAGCAUUCUCUGCAUUCUCACUUCUCUCUGCAUUCCCGCUUCUCUCCGCAUUUUCACACCUCCCUUCCACUUUUCUCACUACGCGCUUGCCUCCCACAAAUAUGAGCAGGAGGAAGGGGAGAAGGGCAAGGACGACAAGCUACCCAAGGGAAUAGAAAUGCAGCAAGACUUCGAUGGGGAUAUGCAUGAUAUAAGCGAGGAUGAGGAGGAGGAUCAGGAGAAGGAAGAGGAGGGAGAGGAGGAACAGCAACUGGAGGAGGAGAUGGGAGAUGUUGGUGAUAAUGCUGAUGUGGUUGAUGAGAAGAUUUGGAAGGGGGAUGAGGAGGAGGAGAAGGAGGGAAAGAGGGAGAAUGAGAAGUUUGAGAAGGACUCGACGAUUUCGGGGGCGCGGGAGGAGGAUUUGGAGUAUAGAGGCAAGGAUGAGGAGGAGGAUGAGGAGGGAGGGGAGGGCGGGGAGGAUGAUAAGGAGGGUGGGGAGAAGGAUGGUGCAAAGGAGGAGAAAGAGGAGAAGGGGAAGGAUGAGCAGCAGGCAAAGAAGGACGAGAAGGGGAAGAAGCAAGGGGAGGAGGAGGGAGAAGGGGCGGAGGAGGAAGGGGGAGAGGAGGAGGGUGAGGUGAAUGAGUGGCAGGGAGAAGGGGAGGAGGAAGGGGAGGAGAUGGAGGAAUCUCACGGAAUUACACCGAGAAAGGAAGAGGAAGUUCCAGAGUUGGACCUUCCUGAUGAUAUGGAGAUAGAUGAAGGAGAGCAGGGUGGGAAGGAGGAGGGAGGGGAGGAGGAGGAAGGGGAGACCGAGGUGGAAGAAGCAAAGGAGGCUAUGGGAUCACAUGGGAGGCCGCAAGAAGAGGAGGAGGAGGAAGAGGAGGGAGAGGUGAAGGAUGAUGAGUGGGACGAGAUGGAUGGGGCGAAUGAUGGUGCUGGCGGUGCUGCUGCUGACGCUGCUGGUGGUGGGGAUGAGGAGGGGCAGGAGGAUGGGGAGGAGAAGGGUGAGGGAGAAGGGGAGGGUGAAGAGGAGAAGGAGAGGGAUGCUGAUGUGGAGAAGGAGGAAGGGGAGGAGGGGGAGGAGGAGGGAGAAGAAGGGGAGGUGAAGGAUGAGGAUGGGGAGGGAGGUGAGGAGGAGGAAGCGGAGGAGGGGGAGGAGAAAGAGCCUGAGAACAUGGGCACGGGAGCAGAGGCAGCAGUAGCAGAGGAGCAGAUGGAGGAGGAGAAAGAUAUCAAGGGGACGAAAUCAGCUAGAGAUCAGCAACAGGAUGGGAAUGAGCAAGUGGCAGGGGUGAGGGCUGCGGGGACGGCGUCUGUUGAUGUGAUGGGGAUGGAAGUGGAGGAGAAGGAGACCAAGGGGCAAGGGAAGGAGGAGGAGAAGGAAGAGGAGGAGAGGAAGAAGAGUGAGAGGAGUAUGGAGGGUGGGAAGGAGAGGAGGAAGGGGGAGGAGGGAGGGAAGGAGAAGAGGAAGAAGGAGAAGGAAGAGGUGAACCCGAUGAGAAGCUUGGGGAGUGCUUUGGAGGCUUGGAAAAAGAAGGUGAGUAUUGCAGGAGAUAUGGAAGAAGAAGAGGAGGAAGAGGAGGAGGAGAAGGAGGUAGAGGGAGAGAGUGAGAAGGAUAAGAAUGCGGAGGGGGAGGAGUAUGAGUAUGUGAAGGGUGAGCAGGAGGGAACAGGGCAGGCUGCAGGAGCAGCAACGGAAGUGCGGAUGAAGGAGAUGAAAGGGAAGAUGGUGGAUGAAGGGGAGGAGGAAGGCGCAGAAGCUCAGGUGGGGGACGAGGAGGAGGAAGCAGAGAAGAAGGAAGAGGAGGGUGAGGAGGAGGGGAAGGAUUUGGAGACAAUUACUGGGGGGGGGCAGGGAGGGAAGAACAAGCAGAAGCUGAUGAAAGAUGCAGCAGAGGAGGAGGAUGGGGAGGGGGAGGAGGCAGGAGGGGCGAAGGAGGGUGAGGAGGAGGAAGAGGAGGAGGAAUUGGAAGAAGGAGAAGAGAUGGAGGUGGAUGGGGACGCAUCUGGAGCCAUGGAUCCGAGCUUCGUAUCCAUGAGAUGGAAAGAGGAGGCCAAGGAAACGGCGCGCUUGCGAGACGCGGACGGGGAGAAGGAAGAGGGGGAAGCGGAAGAGGAAGGAGCAGGAGAGGAGGCGGACACUGCUGGCGGCGCGAGGGAAAAGGUAUGGACGGAGAUCGAACUGGAACGCAUGCGCGCAGAGGUAGAAGCGCAGAUGCAGCGGAUGCGGGAGAGCGAGGAAGGCCGGCAGAAGCUCGAAGCGGCGCGCGACGCGUGGCGGAAAUACGAGCUGCUGUGCAGCGGCGCCUCUCAGGAGCUAGCAGAGCAGCUGCGGCUCAUUCUAGAACCUUCCAUGGCGACCAAACUGCAAGGGGACUACCGGUCCGGGAAGAGAAUCAACAUGAAGAAGGUGAUUCCGUACAUUGCAAGCGGGUUCAAGCGGGAUAAGAUCUGGCUGAGGAGAACCCGCCCGGAUAAGCGCAAAUACCAGGUGGUUCUAGCUAUUGAUGACUCGAGAAGCAUGUCGGAGGCACGGUGCGGGCAUCUAGCGCUCGAAGCAAUGGCCACGAUUUGCCGAGCGAUGGCGACGAUCGAGGUUGGGGAGAUCGGGGUCGUUGCUUUCGGCGAGCCGGGCAACGUGCGCAUGCUGCAUGAAUUAGACCGGCCGUUUUCUCCUGAAGCAGCCGUGCAAGUCAUCUCGCAAUUCUCGUUCAAGCAGGACAACACGAUUGCGGAUGAGCCAAUGGUGGAGCUGCUGCGGUUUCUGUCUGGGGCGCUGGAUUCUGCUGCGAUGAGAUACUCUGCGAGUGCGGGCACGGGAGGAGGAGGACAUCUGGAGCAGCUGGUGCUGAUUGUGGCGGAUGGGCGGUUCCAUGAGAAGGAGACCCUAAGGCGCACAGUGCGGCAUGCCAUGGGCAAGGGGCAGCUGCUGGCCUUCAUUCUGCUGGACAGCCCUUCUGAAUCCAUCCUUGACAUGCAGGCGGGGUCCCAGCCUUCUCUCAACCUACCUGAACUGACUUUGAGAUUCAUACAAGCCAUAUCCCGUUUCUCCCUGCCCUCUCCUGCACCCCUCCUGCAGUCCGUGUCAUUCUCAGACGGGGUGCCAGCCUUCUCAAGCUACCUGGACUCCUUCCCCUUCCCCUACUACAUCCUUCUGAGGGACAUCCACGCGCUCCCUCGCACGCUGGCAGGCCUGCUUAGACAGGUAUGGCAUGGGGAAUGCUGGCAUGGGGCUGAAGAGGUGACUUUAUCAGUGAUAGGGAUGGCAUAG
Molecule: messenger RNA, 3270 nt
Organism: Closterium sp. NIES-65
Lineage: Eukaryota; Viridiplantae; Streptophyta; Zygnematophyceae; Desmidiales; Closteriaceae
Source: the annotation of a GenBank genome assembly